This is a messenger RNA of Anopheles cruzii, 2591 nucleotides long. Its product is annotated as mitochondrial thiamine pyrophosphate carrier-like. The record is from RefSeq and is a predicted model, not a curated record. Lineage: Eukaryota; Metazoa; Arthropoda; Insecta; Diptera; Culicidae. Gene Ontology annotation, molecular function: thiamine transmembrane transporter activity. Gene Ontology annotation, cellular component: mitochondrial inner membrane. The transcript is spliced from 2 exons. Gene Ontology annotation, biological process: thiamine pyrophosphate transmembrane transport. The coding region runs from base 431 to 1354 and encodes 307 amino acids.
AAAAGCACCUCAGCACAGGGCGAAGGUACCGAAACGCUUGAGAACGUGACCUCCCGCGCUGCUUCGUCACCGAAGGCGGAAGCUUCGAUGGGUCAACCUUGAACGUGGAUGUUGUGGAAAUGGAACGAUCAGCUGUGUUUCCUCGGCUGCUGCUGCUGCUGUCGCUGUGUGGGCGCUUCGUCGGCAGUGUAACGUUGCUCGUGGUGCUAACCACCUCGCCGGUAAGCGACAGCGAAAAGUGGUAGUGAGCUCGGCCAGUCAUCGGUUUUCGAUGGUGAUAUAACACCCAAGGUGAGAGUGCGAAGUACGGUGGCGGUGGACGGUACCCCUUGAUUCCUGUGGAAACGGCCUCCACUCAUACCGAACGAAUGCAUUGAGAGCAGCCCACUAAGAUCCUGUGCAGCCGGCUGCUGCUGCAACACGUGAAAAUAUGGAUCGCGAAAAGAACGAAACGUCUUCCAACUCGGGCAUCGCGGGAGGCGCUGCCGGGUGUAUUACUCGCUUCAUUUGCCAGCCGCUCGACGUACUGAAAAUACGCUUCCAGCUUCAGGUGGAACCGCUCAGCGAACAGCACGUGACGUCCAAAUACCGCACCAUCGCCCAAUCGACUCGCCUCGUGUACCGCGAGGAGGGGCUGCGCGCUUUUUGGAAGGGCCACAACCCGGCCCAGGUACUGUCCAUCAUUUACGGUGUGGCACAGUUUUCGUCCUACGAGCGUUUCAACCAUGUGAUGCGCACGAUCGACGUGUUCGAGCGGCACCACAACGCGCGCAACUUUAUCUGCGGUGCCGCGAGCGGCACGGCCGCCACCGUGAUUACGUUACCGUUGGACGUGGUACGCACGAGACUGAUAUCGCAAGACCCGGGCCGAGGCUAUCGCAGCUCGGUGCAGGGGCUGAAGCUAAUCUACCUGCACGAGGGUGUCCGCGGUCUGUACCGGGGCCUGGGGCCAAGCGUGCUGCAGAUCGCCCCCCUCACCGGCGGCCAGUUUAUGUUCUACAACAUCUUUGGCAGCAUGUUUCGACAGUAUUUUAAUAUAAGCACGAGCGAAACGCUGCCCGCCAUCGAGCUGUUCAUCUGCGGUGGGCUGGCUGGUAUCUGCACCAAGCUGCUGGUCUACCCACUCGAUCUGGCCAAGAAGCGGCUACAGAUACAGGGGUUUGCCAAAAGUCGCCAGACCUUCGGCCGGCACUUUGUGUGUGAUAAUAUGUUCCACUGUCUGUACAGCAUCGCCCGGCAGGAGGGCUUCAUCGGGCUGUACAAGGGCCUCUAUCCGGCGCUGCUGAAGGCGUGCUUCAUGUCUGCUUUCUACUUUGCCAUCUACGACGAAAUGGUGCUCAUCUUGAACCACUGAUAGUAGCAGUCCUGAACGCCUUGUCCUUCACGCCUUUGCCCAGCACGCGAUGCAUAACGUUUAAGCAGCAGCACGCCGACUACCGUUCCUCCCGAGCGGGAUCUUUGGUUGGAACGCUCGAAUAAUGCCUUCUUAUCGAAUAACUUUACUUCAUCAAACGUAGUAGCAAAAAGACUCUCGUAGGGUUUUGGGGUGUCGUGCGUGAGAGUGUAGUACUUUAAACUGCGAAACAAGAAUGCUUACCGAGCAGCAGCUUGACACAGAAGAAUGGUCUCUCUUUCGAUGGGGCUGCGCCUCUUGCACAAUCGUUACUCAGCGCGCUCAACACAGAUUACGUUAAGCCAUUUGUUUUUAAAUUAAUUCAACUGAACCCCCUAGCAUCGGACACGAUCCCAGUGAUAUCUUGUCCGAUACCGAUUGCGAAUGGCUGAACAAGUCUCAGGAAGUAUAAUUUUAAAGUAACAAAUACACGCUUAAACGCGGAAAAUAUAUUAUUUGCACUACAUCUGCCGCCACCAUCGACGCUCUCAAAGGAACUGGUUACAGGGGUCUUAUUAAUAUUAUUAUUAUUAUUAUUAUCAUAAUUAUUAUUGUUUCUCGCGCAUCCAGCACACAUUAUCCUCGACGUCGCUACAUUUUACAGCUUCAUUCUGCAAUGUGUUAGGAUUAUGCAAAACUUGUAGCGAUGUGUAGAAAGCGAAAUGAAUCUUAGACGAGCACGCACUGAUGUACGAAAGCAUACUUAAAACCCGUCAGUGCUACUCCAGGCAAAAUUCCUGUAGAAUGUAACGCUUAAUGUAGUUGGUAAUCGCAACGACGAAUCACUCAAACACCCCUCUUAGGCUUAAGCGUUGGCCAACGCUAGGAUAUUCAAACCUAAAGUGUCGUAAAGAAGGACGAAGGAUGUAUAAAGUUGUGUAUUGAGAAAAGCGACCGCAGCUAAACCAGAAGCUAAACCAGAAAGAUGUAGAAGAUUGUAUUGCAAUGAAGCAAUUAGCUCAGUCUGCAGACAGAAAUGGGCAAACACGAGCGAACUUUGGAAAAUUUUGUGAGUUUUAGUUGAACCAUGUAAACGCGAUUGUUUAAGCGCAUGUUUUUGGACGACAAUAAUGCGAAAGAAUGUAACUUCAACAUAGCCAGAUCGCCGUGAAUAGACUGUAAGGAUGCAUACUGUAGGCGCAGUUCAACAGUGAAGUGUCAAUUACGUAACAAAGAAUAAUGUUCGGAAUAAAAUUAC